Messenger RNA from Orbicella faveolata, 1572 nucleotides. RefSeq names its product RNA-dependent RNA polymerase 6-like. Lineage: Eukaryota; Metazoa; Cnidaria; Anthozoa; Scleractinia; Merulinidae. The record is from RefSeq and is a predicted model, not a curated record.
ACGAAUAAUUAAAAUCUCGACCAAUAAACAAAUUUUAUUCAUUUUCAGUUAUAAAAACAGCAGGUUCGGUUAGGGUUGAUUUUUAUCAACAACUGCAAUGUUGUUAAAUUAUUCGUAACAUUUUAUAAAUGUAUUGCAGAUACCAUCAAAAGCAGCCACAAAAAUGGGAUUCCCUUUCUUUGUUUCUUUACCGGAUGACGUCAGACCCCCAGAGCAUCAAAACCAAGACGAAUCGCCGCUGUACAUAAAGUACGUGGAAGUAACCGAUACGAAACCGUGCUAUGCUUCGUAUAAGAAAGUCGAAAAUUCCUUGUUACUUCGUUACUUGGUCAACAGCCGUGGUACCAAAGUUCUGGAGCAACUGCUGAUGGUCAAAUUUAAGUCGAAAGACAAUGACUUCAUUGUAGAAACUUUAAAGAAGGGGAUCGAGUGCAACGGAUCACAGUAUCACUACCUCGGACAAUCAAACUCCCAGCUAAGAGACAAAACGUGCUUUAUGAUGAACGCUUCGCUGAGCGAAAUGCACAGUUUGCUAGCAAAGUUUGAAAACUUCGACGAGAUUCGUCCAGUCGCUAGACGAUCCCAAAAGGUUGCGCUACUCUUUUCGCCUUUCCAACGCAGUUUGAAACUGAAAUCCGGCGAAUAUGACGUCAUCGAUGACGUAACAAGCACAUUGGGAACUUAUGUCUUCACAGAUGGGUGUGGUCUAAUGUCACCUGAGCUCGCGAAGGAAGUGCAGAGUUUGUACAAUUUAUCGUACGAGCCCAGUGUCAUUGAAGUGCGAUUCAAAGGUUUCAGUGGCAUCUUAGUGUGUUGUAACGAAAUGCCAAGGCUUCGACUCAAGGCGCUGUUUAGAAACUCGAUGUCGAACUUUGCAUCUUCUAGCGAAGCCUUGAUUGACAUGGACACGCUUGGUAUCGUAGACUACUCGCGGACCUACUCGCUGGGUUAUUUGGACACACAGACAGUUAUGCUGUUGGCCGAAGGAGGUGCCUCGCGCGAGUAUCUAGAGACACUUCAGAACAACUACUACGAAGUACUAGAUCGGUUGGAAGACAAGACGUACGCUGGUUACUUCUUGCGAACAACAGGGAAUGAAGACUUCCUACAGGAGUUCCAGCGCGACGGAAUGACUGACGAAGUUACAGGAAAAUUGCAACGAUUGAAGACUAAGGAGAUACAAAACAUGAAAAGGGGAAAAAUAAUUGACGAAAACCAAGGAAAUGACGAAGAGGGAGAUAGUGAAGUCGACACGAAAUUUCAACGUAAUCUCAAAACGAUGGACGCGAACGCAGAUCGCAAUUCUACCACAAAAGAUGUUUACUUAAGCCAAAACAUGACUCGCGCUUUCGAUAUCAGAGUUUUAACACCAGAUGCACGAGUGGUCUAUGGAGCCAGCGAUCCGUACGACCAGCUGAACUAUGGAGAAUGUUUCUUCCAGCCAACGCUUCAUAAAGCGGAGUGCAAUGCAUUCUCUUUCGCCGAGUUCGUGCUGGUGAUGCGAAGACCAUCGUACCACGCGGGAGAUGUUCGUGUUUUAAGACUAACUCACAAGAAUGAAGCUUACAAAGA